CCAAUAGCUACUUUCCUUACUGAGGAGUUGCUACAGUGGCACACGAAAGUUCGUCAGUCAACAUGGCGGCAGCGAUGGAUGUUGAUACCCCAAGCGCCACGAAUAGUGGCGCAAGCAAGAAACGUUUUGAAGUGAAGAAGUGGAAUGCAGUGGCACUUUGGGCCUGGGACAUUGUGGUGGACAACUGUGCCAUCUGUAGGAAUCACAUUAUGGAUCUCUGCAUAGAGUGCCAGGCUAACCAGGCCUCUGCCACAUCAGAGGAGUGCACUGUAGCCUGGGGAGUCUGCAAUCAUGCAUUCCAUUUCCACUGUAUCUCCCGUUGGUUGAAGACCAGGCAGGUGUGCCCCCUAGACAACAGGGAGUGGGAGUUUCAGAAAUAUGGACACUAGGUGCAAGACUCUGGACCAUUACUUGGGCUUCUGCAAGUUUCAUGCUUACUGUUGCUUUCUCCUUCUUCGUAUGAUUGACUCCACUUUGAGGACAUUGCAAAUACUGUUUUAGGCUAGCUGGAAAACAUUUUUUUUAGUUGAAUUUGCAAUGUUGUAAAUUUAUAAAUAAACAACAAUGUUCUGUGUAA
This is a messenger RNA of Coregonus clupeaformis (lake whitefish), 577 nucleotides long. RefSeq names its product RING-box protein 1. Gene Ontology annotation, biological process: ubiquitin-dependent protein catabolic process; protein ubiquitination. Gene Ontology annotation, cellular component: cullin-RING ubiquitin ligase complex; nucleus. Bases 63 to 389 code for a protein of 108 amino acids. The record is from RefSeq and is a predicted model, not a curated record. The transcript is spliced from 5 exons. Gene Ontology annotation, molecular function: cullin family protein binding; ubiquitin protein ligase activity; zinc ion binding. NCBI's taxonomy places the organism in Eukaryota, Metazoa, Chordata, Actinopteri, Salmoniformes, Salmonidae.